Molecule: messenger RNA, 2747 nt
Organism: Aethina tumida (small hive beetle)
Lineage: Eukaryota; Metazoa; Arthropoda; Insecta; Coleoptera; Nitidulidae
Gene: RnrL
Product: ribonucleoside-diphosphate reductase large subunit
Exons: 4
Coding region: 139-2637 (832 amino acids)
Biological process (GO): DNA replication; deoxyribonucleotide biosynthetic process
Cellular component (GO): ribonucleoside-diphosphate reductase complex
Molecular function (GO): ATP binding; ribonucleoside-diphosphate reductase activity, thioredoxin disulfide as acceptor
Source: RefSeq, a predicted model, not a curated record
CCAAUUGCGGCGCGAGGUCCCAAAACAGCGGGAAAAAUACCCGGCAAACAGAUGUAUUUUAGUUUGGCCUCCAUUGAACGUUACAGCGGUUAAUUUUGCUUUUAUUUUGUGUGCGUUGUGUUUACAAUAAAAGUCAAGAUGGUUAACAAACCGUUGAGCAAGAUGUACGUCAUAAAACGGGACGGCAGGCAAGAAGCGGUGCAUCUGGACAAAAUCACGUCCAGAAUCCAGAAACUAUGUUACGGAUUAAACAUGGAUUUCGUGGAUCCACUCCAGAUUACCUUGAAGGUGAUCAAUGGCCUUUAUCCAGGUGUUACCACAGUGGAACUUGAUACAUUGGCAGCCGAAACAUCAGCUAUGAUGACUACAGAUCAUCCAGACUAUGCAACAUUGGCUGCCCGAAUAGCUGUGUCCAACUUACAUAAGGAAACAAAGAAACAGUUUAGUGAUGUAAUCGAAUUAUUAUACAACAUGGUGAACGAAAAAACAGGAAAGAGAACACCUAUGAUCUCGGACACGCACUAUAAAAUCAUUAUGGACAACGCGGACAGACUGAACUCUGUAAUCAUCUACGACCGCGACUUUUCCUAUAACUAUUUCGGCUUUAAAACUUUAGAGCGAUCGUAUCUGCUCAAAGUCAACGGUAAAAUUGUGGAGAGGCCACAGCACAUGCUGAUGCGCGCCGCCGUCGGCAUUCACGGCGAAGAUAUCGAGUCUGUGGUCGAGACGUAUAAUUUGCUGUCGGAGAAAUAUUUCACGCACGCCAGCCCGACCCUGUUCUCGGCUGCUACUCCGAGACCGCAGCUUUCGUCCUGUUUCCUAUUGAUGAUGCCCAGCGACAGCAUCGAAGGCAUCUUCAAUUGUCUCGCACAAUGCGCAUACAUUUCGAAAUCUGCAGGCGGUAUUGGCGUUAACGUUCAUAACAUUAGAGCUAAAGGCACCUAUAUUGCUGGCACAAAUGGUGUAUCCAACGGAUUGGUGCCCAUGCUUAGAGUUUUCAACAACACCGCCAGAUACGUCGACCAAGGAGGCAACAAAAGACCUGGAGCUUUUGCCAUCUAUUUGGAACCAUGGCACGCAGAUAUCUUUCAGUUUUUGGAUCUGAAAAAGAACACGGGUAAAGAAGAGUACCGCGCUAGAGACUUGUUCUAUGCCUUGUGGAUCCCGGAUUUGUUUAUGAAACGCGUUGAAACCAACGGCACUUGGUCCUUGAUGUGCCCGCAUCAGUCCCCCGGUCUUGCCGAUUGCUGGGGCGAGAAGUUCGAGGAAUUGUACAUGAAAUACGAAGAAGAAGGUAAAUUCGUCGAACAAGUGCCAGCGCAAAAACUGUGGCGUGCCAUUAUUGCGUCACAGGUCGAAACUGGCACACCUUACAUGUUGUACAAAGACGCCUGUAACAGAAAAAGCAACCAACAAAACUUAGGCACGAUCAGAAGUAGUAACUUGUGCACGGAGAUCAUUGAAUAUACGUCUCCUGAUGAAGUUGCUGUUUGUAAUUUGGCGUCCAUUGCCGUGAACAUGUUUGUUAAACCUGAUCGCAAAACGUAUGAUUUCGAACGAUUGAAAGAAAUUGCUAAAGUUGUAGCCAGAAAUUUAGACACCAUUAUAGAUGUAAAUUAUUAUCCUAUUCCCGAAGCAAAGAACUCAAACAUGCGUCACAGGCCAAUUGGUAUUGGCGUACAAGGUUUAGCUGAUGCCUUCAUUUUAAUGCGUAUGCCUUUUGACAGCGAAGAAGCGAGACUGUUGAACAUCCAGAUUUUCGAAACAAUUUAUUAUGCCGCUUUGGAAGCCAGCUGUGAAUUAGCAGAAAAGAAGGGCACAUACAGCACGUACGAAGGCAGCCCUGUAAGUAAAGGUAUUUUACAAUACGAUAUGUGGAACGUCACACCAACAGAUCUGUGGGACUGGGCCGCCUUGAAGGCUAAAAUCGCAAAACAUGGUGUGCGAAAUUCGUUGUUGUUGGCACCGAUGCCCACAGCCAGUACCGCUCAAAUUUUAGGCAAUAAUGAGUCCGUUGAACCUUACACAUCCAAUAUUUACACCAGAAGAGUUUUGUCUGGAGAAUUCCAAGUAGUGAAUCAACAUUUACUCAAAGAUCUGACUGAAUUGGGGUUGUGGAACGAUGUUAUGAAGAACCAGAUCAUCGCAAACUGUGGAUCAAUCCAAAACAUUCCUGGAAUACCCGAUAAUAUUAAGGCAAUUUACAAAACUGUUUGGGAGAUUUCACAGAAAGUAGUCUUGAACAUGGCGGCGGAUCGUGGUGCCUUCAUCGAUCAAAGUCAGUCUUUGAACAUCCACAUCGCCUCACCCACCUAUGGAGUCCUAUCUUCGAUGCACUUCUAUGGUUGGCGCAAAGGACUGAAAACAGGCAUGUACUAUCUGAGAACUAAACCCGCAGCCAAACCGAUUCAGUUCACUGUCGACAAAAGCAAACUACUUGUGCAAAACACCAAAGAAAACGGUACUGUCAAUGGUACAAAUGGAUAUACAUCUCCAGUAAAAAGUAACAAUCAACCAAAGGAAGAAGAGGAGGAAGACGAAUUAACAAGAGCCAAAAAAGAAGAGGAAGAAAGAAAUACGGCUUCAUUGGUUUGUUCAUUGAAAAAUCCUGAGGGAUGCGAAAUGUGUGGUGCCUGAAAAUGUUUAUUGUUUAAUUUAGGUUUAUUGUAUUGUUAAUUAGCUUUAAAAUAAUUUUUGGUAUUAUGUAUAUUUAUUUUUUAAUACAAUACAAAAUUUACUUUAUUAAA